Eurytemora carolleeae is the source of this 3919-nucleotide messenger RNA. Its product is annotated as kelch domain-containing protein 3-like. The transcript is spliced from 15 exons. The record is from RefSeq and is a predicted model, not a curated record. Gene Ontology annotation, cellular component: cytoplasm. Gene Ontology annotation, molecular function: protein binding; chromatin binding. Bases 85 to 1287 code for a protein of 400 amino acids. NCBI's taxonomy places the organism in Eukaryota, Metazoa, Arthropoda, Copepoda, Calanoida, Temoridae.
AUUUUACAAAACCUAAUAAAAACUUUUCAGAAAUAUAUUUUUCUGCUGAAAUGUAUUAAUCCAACACAUUCUCAUAGGCUCAUCAUGUGGUGGACUACACACAUAGAGGGGGGCCCGCGUAGAGUUAAUCAUGCAGCGGUUGCUGUCGGAGAUAAAAUAUUCUCAUUUGGAGGAUAUUGUACAGGAGAUAAUUACAGGGAUUGGAGACCCAUCGAUAUAUUUGUUCUGAACACAUUAAACUUUAGAUGGUCAGAGGUUCCAAAACCGGCUCCUGGAGAACAAUUACUACAAAGAAUUCCCUUUCAAAGAUACGGACACACUGUCAUAGCUUUCGGCGAUUAUAUUUACCUUUUCGGCGGCCGGAAUGACGAAUCUGCCUGCAACGUUUUGUAUCAGUUUGAUACCAAUACCUACCAGUGGAGUGCUCCAACUGUCCAUGGAGAUAUCCCGGCGGAAAGGGAUGGGCACAGUGCCUGCGUGAUCGGGAACUAUAUGUACGUCUUCGGGGGGUACGAGGAGAUGAUCGAGAGGUACGGGCAGGAUGUGUACAGACUGGAUUUGAAAACAUUUGCAUGGAAGCUUUUGAUGUGUCAAGGAGAUCCGCCGGUUCAACGAGAUUUUCACUCAGCGACGGCGAUCGGCGGUAACAUGUUCAUUUUCGGCGGUAGAUCAGAUCUGACCGGGAUAGGAAUGGGCCCCGAUUUCUAUUCAAAUAAAGUGUGCUAUCUGGAUACCCAGACGUUAACCUGGCAUAACCCUGCACUAGAGCAAGGUUGUCAUCCGCCGUGUGGUCGGCGGUCUCACAGUGCUCUCAACCUAGACGGUCGUCUUCUAAUAUUCGGUGGUUACAACGGGAGAACUAAGGAACACAUGAAUGAUCUAUGGAUCCUGGAUCAGGAUUCCUGGAGAUGGGAUCAGAUAAUCCCCUUCGGAGCACCAGCACCUAACCCAAGGCGACGCCAGGCUCUAUGUCGAGUUGGGUCUAAAAUUUACUUGUUUGGUGGAACCUCCCCCUACAAUGGACCUCCUUUAUUCUUCACCCCUGAACAACUAUCCAUGUUACCACAACAGGACGAGGAUAACUCUACUAAAUUAAUGGAUCACAAUGACCUCUACGUUCUUGACCUCAGUCCCUCCCUCAAGACCUUGGCAAUGCUGGAGGUUAAGAACAAGAAUCUCAGCACAAAGGGUCUGCCUGCCUCUAUCCUACGGGAGAUGUUCUAUAUGUCUGCCAGCAACAAGAUUAGUAAACCAUUGAAAACUGUCGAGAGUCUCAGCUCGGGAUAGAAACCAGAUUUCUAGAUUGUAAAAUCCGGAAUACCAGAUUUAUCAGAAUUCUAGUUUGUGAAGUCUGGAAUACCAGAUUUAUCAGAUUUCUAGUUUUUAAAAUCCGGAAUACCAGAUUUAUCAGAAUUCUAGUUUGUGAAGUCUGGAAUACCAGAUUUAUCAGAAUUCCAGCUUUUGAAGUCCAGAAUUCCAUUUUUCUUAAAACUACCAGUCCAGAAUUCCAGUUUUGAAGUCUGGAAUACCAGAUUUAUCAAAAUUCCAGUUUUUGAAGUCCGGAAUACCAGAUUUACCAGUCCAGAGUUCAAGAUUUACUUGUCCAGAAUAUCAGAUUUUGUAGUUCGGAAAAUAAAUUUUUGGAGUUCGGAAUAUCAGAUUUAGGAGACCAUAAUACCAGUUUUGGGAGUCGGGAAUUUAAGAUUUUCCUGUCCGGAAUUCCAGUUUGUAACGUCUAGAAUAUUAAUUUUGAUGUCCGGAAUAUUUUAUUUUGAUGUCCGGAAUAUCUUAUUUUGAUGUCUGGAAUAUCUUAUUUUUAUGUCUGGAAUAUUUUAUUUUGAUGUCCGGAAUAUCUUAUUUUAAUGUCCGGAAUAUCUUAUUUUAAUGUCCGGAAUAUUUUAUUUUGAUGUCCGGAAUAUCUUAUUUUGAUGUCUGGAAUAUCUAAAUUUGAUUUCCAGAAUAUCUUAUUUUAAUGUCCGAAAUAUUUCAUUUUGAUGUCAGGAAUAUGUUAUUUUGGUGUCCGGAAUAUCUUAUUUUGAUGUCCGGAAUAUCUUAUUUUGAUGUCCGGAAUAUCUUAUUUUGAUGUCCAGAACACCAGUAUUGGAAGUAGGGAAUUCAGAUUUUUGAGUCGGGAAUAAGAGUUUUUGGAAUCAGGAAAUAAAUCUAUUCAAAAACUACAAUUUUAUAUUUUCUAAAAAUAUUCUUUCUUUCCAAACAAACAAACAAACAAACAAACAAGCGAUCAACCAUCAUUUCAAACACUUAAUUUAGCAUUGAUAAAGAUAUUCUAUUGUUAAGGAUUUUGGUCUUAAAUUCCUCAAGACUAUUUCAAGUUCAAAGCCUGAAAACCCAAUUCAAAUCAGAAAUCCCAAACGAAAUGUGUGAAUCCAAUCAAAAUUUGAAAUCCAAUCAAAAUUUGAAAUUCCUAAAACAAACCUAAAAUCUGAAAUUUCAGUUUAUAUCAACACCAAACAUGAAAUUACAAUCCAAACCAAUUACGGAAAUUAUUCUACAUCUAGGAUGCAUUUGAUUUUUUUUUUUCUAAUCAAAUAACUUAACUGUCAUCAAUACAGACAAAAACUAUUCCAAAGAUUUUUUUUACAAAAAAAAACACGAAAUUUCAAAAUUAAUCUAUGUUAGAUCUGAAAUUUUGUUACCGAAAUUAAAGAUGUGAAAAGUACAUUUGUUCGUUCUUUAUUGAUACAAACAUUUUCUGGAUCUUUCUAGCAAACUGUUUUAUCCUAAAUAGGGGAUGGGGGGGGGGACAUGACAACACACUGAGAUUAUGUGGCAAUUUUAAGAACAAUUUCUUUAUCGAGCUGAAAAGCAACUAAAACUUUUUUAAUGUUAGAAUAAUUAUAAAAUAUUUAGAUAUGUAUGGAGGGUACAUUUUUUACUAAAAUUGUGAAGAAGUUGAUACUAAGUCAGGGGCGUAUAGAGAUUUUUUCUUCGGGGGUGGAAAGAAGCGCUAAAAGAAGCUUCCCCCCUCCUAUGCUUUUUUCUCUUUAGUUUCAAGUAUGGUGGCCCCCCCCUGUAUACGCCCCUGUUCAUUAAUUUCAGCCACUUUUAGAAGUUAUUUUUAUUUGGUUUAGCUGAAAUUAUUAAUAUAACAUCCCCACUUAAAUCACUUUAAGUGUGAAAUAUUGUUAAAUUGUAUAUAUUUAUAUCAUUAUUUCAUUUAAUGUAAUCAUUUAUUCAUUCGUUAUUAUUUAAUGUUAUUCAUUGUAAUAAUAUGUACAUUUAUUCAUACAUUUAUUCUAUUGUGUAUUCAUUAAACAUUUAUUCAUUCUUAUUAUUGAUUUUUUUGUAAUUUGGAAAACUGACGUGAAAAAACAUCAACUUCAAGUAAAUCUUGCUGCUCUAUGGUAUUCCUGGGCCAGAAUUAUCUAUAAUGUUAAAAAAAACUGGCUCUGUCACAAAUCCGCGAAAUUUUCGAUCAACCUGAUUUUUUUAUUGACAAAAUAUCGAUGAUGCUGGUUAUCAGGAACUAUCAGGAACAUGAUUGCGCGAUGAACAGGCUUGGCUGAGUUACUAAUUUCGAAAAUAGAGAUAUCAUGCGAAUUUUCAGAUUGGGUAACAGUCCCUUUUUGGGUUGCUAUUAGCUUUAUUAAACCGAAUUCCCCCCCCCCUCUCUGUUAAAUAAAAACAGCAAAUGGUGAUUUGACUUAGAUGGGUUCGAUACCGGUUUAUAUCUAAAAGUAUUACCAAAAUAAAUCAUUUCUCGAAGGGGGGGGGGGUUAAUUUUUGAAUUUUAAUUUUUAAAAGUAUUGAUGUGCCGUGUGCUUAUUUAAAAUAUGCAUUAUGAAAUAUAUAUUUAUAUUAUAUUUUGUAUUUAAACAUCCUUUUUUAAUUCUCUCGGUGAGUGGUCGUCUUUCGCUUAAACCAAUUUAUAAUUAUACCAAUAAAUUAACUUAUUUCA